AUGAAGAUAAACACGGGCACUUUCUGGGCCCUCAUCCCAAGCUAUAUUUCUCUGGCAGCAGCAGCAUCAUCAUCAUGCUAUGCACCGGAUGGCUCACAAGUGGACAGCUCCAUAUACCAGCCAUGCGUCUCCAUCUCGGGUGUACAUUCGAUGUGCUGUAAACUCAAUGAUGCGGAUCCAGAUACGUGUGAUCCCUCGGGACUUUGUCAGACAAGUGGAGGAACAUACUAUCGGGAGUUCUGCACAGAUCAAUCGUGGAAUUCGACGAAUUGUUUACCGAAGGACAUCUGUGGUAAUCAGAGACAGAAUGGAGGAAACUCCGACUGGACCUACCAACUGACCAACUGCGGCGACGGAUCCUGGUGCUGCGGCAGUACCACUGCCUGCUGCAACACAUACGAGACAUUUACCCUUGAUUCAACACUCCUCAAAUUUUCUUCUAAUGACGAUUCGAAUUCUAACUCUAACUCCGGCUCUAGCUCCAACUCCAAGUCUGGUUCCGACUCCAAUUCCGCCUCCGAUGGUUCUUCUACCUCUGCACCCACAACAACAGGAACUGGAUCCCCAUUGGGUGACGGUAGCAGCGGCGUCAACAGCGAACCGGAUCAAUCCGAUUCUGAAAAAUCGAAGAGGCUCGCGAUCGGACUCGGUGUUGGACUACCAUUGGCAUGCAUAGCCGUGGCUAUGCUUGGGGCUGGAUAUGUCUGGGGCAGAAGGGAUAUGAAGGAGUUGCAGCCGAAGUUCCAACCUCGUAUUAUAAAUCUUCCGCUGGAAAAGCCAAAGGGUGAGAUAGGGUGCCCGCGCCCGGCGGAUGAUGAUUCGAGCGUGUCUCAUUGUUUGGAGAUAGUGCGGAGCCCAUAG
Molecule: messenger RNA, 861 nt
Organism: Aspergillus piperis CBS 112811
Lineage: Eukaryota; Fungi; Ascomycota; Eurotiomycetes; Eurotiales; Aspergillaceae
Exons: 2
Coding region: 1-861 (286 amino acids)
Source: RefSeq, a predicted model, not a curated record